UGCUCCUAGUUGAUAAGGUGAGUCCUUGAGAGCUGGCGAGACACUAGGUGACCAGCUCUGGUUCUCUGCGCUCCCGAGGAUGAAGGUCGCUCUCAUAGCUCUCUCUCUGGCCGCGGCCGGCUGCUACGCCCAACGCAGCGACGUUGAUCUUCCAGAAGAGGCGCUGGGAUGCAGUGAGGGGUUCACCAGCAUCGCUGGGAACUGCUACAGGUUCUACCAGGAGGCGGAGUCUUGGAGUGACGCCCAGGCCUUCUGCAGCCUCGGCGGGGCUAAGCUGGCUUCAGUUCUUAACGUUGAUGAGUACAAAGGUCUUCUGACUCACAUAAACAACAACUUUCCCGGGACCUAUUGGACUUCAGGAAGUGUAGUGCUUGGGCAAUGGAUCUGGACAGCUACAGGCGACCCCAUGGCUGGGCAGUGGUGGGGCAGGAACCCAGGCAACAGGCCCGGCCAGUGCGCUUACUUCUGCUCCAACACUCUCAAGUACUGGAAUAAGGAUUGCAGUAGGUCCCUACGGUUCAUCUGCCAGAAGCCCGAAGAGUACCUUGUCCGACGUCCUGUCGCCCAGUAAAACAGUAUGGGAAGAGAUCCCCGGUGUCUGCGAGGAGCGAAUUUUAGAUCUUGUGCUCCUAGCAGUUAUACCUGGUUAAUAUAACAGUGCGGGUGGUGGUGCAGAAUCUUCCAGAAUCUCCCAGAAUCUUCCAGGAUCUUCAGAAGGCAGAAUCUUUUGGUGCUGGUGCUCGUGGGUGUGUGUUUGUGGUAUUAUAUAAGAGCCGGGACUUCUUCAUCAAGGGUCCUUACCAGGCAUUAUUUUCCUCAUGGAAAGAUCUUCCCAAGGUAGGAUCUUCCUCAGGUAGGAUCCUCCCAAGGCAGGAGCCCUCAGACAAGAUCUUUCUCAGUUAGGAUCUUCCUCAGGCAGAAUCUUUCUCAGGCAGAAUCUUCCUCAGGCAGAAUCUUUCUCAGGCAGAAUCUUCCUCAGGCAGAAUCUUCCUCAGGCAGAAUCUUUCUCAGGCAGAAUCUUCCUCAGGCAGAAUCUUUCUCAGGCAGAAUCUUUCUCAGGCAGAAUCUUCCUCAGGCAGAAUCUUUCUCAGGCAGGAUCUUCCUCAGGCAGAAUCUUUCUCAGGCAGGAUCUUCCUCAGUUAGGAUCUUCCUCAGGCAGAAUCUUUCUCAGGCAGAAUCUUCCUCAGGCAGGAUCUUCCUCAGGCAAAAUCUUUCUCAGGCAGGAUCUUCCUCAGGCAGGAUCUUCCUCAGGCAGAAUCUUUCUCAGGCAGGAUCUUCCUCAGUUAGGAUCUUCCUCAGGCAGAAUCUUUCUCAGGCAGAAUCUUCCUCAGGCAGGAUCUUCCUCAGGCAGAAUCUUUCUCAGGCAGAAUCUUCCUCAGGCAGAAUCUUCCUCAGGCAGGAUCUUCCUCAGGCAGAAUCUUUCUCAGGCAGGAUCUUCCUCAGGCAGGAUCUUCCUCAGGCAGGAUCUUCCUCAGGCAGGAUCUUCCUCAGGCAGAAUCUUCCUCAGGCAGGAUCUUCCUCAUGCAGAAUCUUCCUCAGGCAGGAUCUUCCCCAGGUUCUCGUCAAAGUCAAAACCUUUAUUCUUAAAUGGCUGUGCAUUUAUUACUGACUUAGUUCAAGGGCGUUAUUCAUUUAUACAAUGUUUGGAUAAUAAUUUGACCUUGACACUGACCAUAAUAAUUACUUAAUUAUAACUUAUAUGCAGUAGUCCAAUCUACACUAUUUCAUGUACAUUAUUCAUCUACACAAGGAAAGGUAUUAAUAAUACCCUAAAUUUUGCUCAUUCGAAUUAUAAAUUAUAUGUUAUAGACUACAAACAGCAAAGCAAAUUAUAACUAUGCUGAAUGAAUUUCAUAAAUUGUAAUUAAAAAAAAUCAUAGACAGGAGACAGUAUAUAAAGGAGAAGAUAAUUAGGAAAUACACAAUUUGAAACAUGACUUAAUUUAACUAAAUAUAUCAGACAAUGUAUAUAUAUUUGCACAGCCUCUGCAUUUAACAUUGAAAUUAAAAUUGAAAUAAGUUUAUUGAGAUAAAAUACACUCAUUUUACAUCAUCCACAGAUUAAUAGGAUAUCCUAGAUCAAACUGUUGUUAUAUGU
Messenger RNA from Procambarus clarkii (red swamp crayfish), 2098 nucleotides. Its product is annotated as snaclec coagulation factor IX/factor X-binding protein subunit B. NCBI's taxonomy places the organism in Eukaryota, Metazoa, Arthropoda, Malacostraca, Decapoda, Cambaridae. The record is from RefSeq and is a predicted model, not a curated record.